Megalopta genalis is the source of this 1140-nucleotide messenger RNA. The record is from RefSeq and is a predicted model, not a curated record. NCBI's taxonomy places the organism in Eukaryota, Metazoa, Arthropoda, Insecta, Hymenoptera, Halictidae.
ACUAUUACUAUUACUAUAUAACUACACAUAUAUUAGUACGCAUAGAUACAUCUCAGUGUAUGGCGGUAACUGAUAUGAAACAGUAAACAUUGAAUCGGCUCAGUCGAGGUGACCUCUCCGAAACGUGCCCAUCAAUUGAGAUAUUUAUCAAAAGUUACAAUGAAACUUUCAAAUCUACGCAAUAUCUUCGAUGUAGUGAAAAUUUGUCAUUCAACAAGACAAGUCGGGUUUGUUGCGUGUGCAAGAGUAAGCAGUUGCAGUGCCCGCUGUGUACAACCCAGAAAUUGCUGACGCUCGAAGAUAAAUCAUUGUUUUGUCAUACAGUGAUCGCUCAUGCAUUGUACUCUUUGCAAUCGAUAAAGGCACCUGCAAGUGGUCGAUAUCCUCGGCAUCGGCACUCUCUGGUUUCGGACCAACGAUAGACGGAAACCGCAUCCCUCUGGAGCUGCAACGCGGUUUUCUCUUCUUCUCAGAGGAAGCUCCGGAUAGCUCCAGAUAGCUCAAAAUAGCUCCAGAUAGUUAUGGAUUCCAGCGUGAAUGAUGCGACUAUGACCAUGGAGCUGACGGGUUCCGUCAAGUUGAAGUUAGUGCUUAAUUUUCCAGAGAGGCGACCCGAUGCUUUCACGAAUGCACGAUCCCUGGGUGAAAACAGGUCCACCUCGAAAUACGAUACGUGCAGUGACAACAGUAUCUCUGCUAUGACGAUAUCCGGGAAACAAGUGUUACAGGGACGUGCAUCAGGCAUGUUCUUCUCGGAGUUUGUUACUUCGCUCUCGCAGGAACUUAGAAACAGUGACACUCCGGAUAGAUCACCGCGGAAUCCGCUUCCGGAGCGACCUCGCGGGAAGAUCAAGGCUCGGGACCCGAUACAUAAAUUACAAUCUCACAAAUCUACGCAAACUGAAUAAUGCCGAAAAAAUUGCUUUCCAUCAUGACUAAUACUAAUUUGUUAUUUUGUUCUACAUUAUAUCUAUCUAUUUUGUUCUAAAUUAUUUUGUGUAAUGUUAUGUAUUAAAAGAGAGAGAGAGUACUGUAUUUUAAACGAUCUAGUAUAUUUACGCAGUCGAUGAUCAUGCAUAAAUGAUAAUCGCGAAACAAAUAACAGAACUGUGAUCGAAUAAAUAAAUGUCGCAUCACGUA